GCCAGUGGUCUGGUCACCAGUGGGUCCCAGCCCAUGCCUUCGCCACCGGCCGCCAGUGGGUCCCAACCCAUGCCUUCGCUGCCGGCCUCUAGUGGGUCCCAGCCCAUGCCUUCGACGCCGGCCUCCAGCGGGUUCCAGCCUGCGCCUACGCCUUCGUCGCCAGCCUCCAGUGCGUCUCAGCCCAUGUCCCCGGUAUCCAGUGCGUCUCAGCCCACGCCACUUCUGCCGGUUUCCAGAGCUCUGUCCUCGCCACAGACCUCCGGGUCGCCUUCGUCCUUGCCACAGACCUCCGGAUCGCCUUCAUCCUCGCCACAGACCUCCAGAGGGCCUUCGUCUUCGUUGCCAGCUACCAGAACACCUUCGUUUUCGUGGUCAGGCUCUAGUGGGUCCCAGCCCACGUCUCCAGCCUGUAGUGGGUCCCAGCCCACGUCCCUGGCCUCCAGUGGGUCCCAGUCCUCGCCUCCACCCUCCUGUUUGUUUGAGCCUUGGCCCUCCCCCUAAUCCCUUCCACCCUCCCAGCUUUGACUCUGUAUACUUGGUCCGUGCUUUUCCCUUCACUCGUCGUCUGGUCAUUGUUUGUAUUCUG
This is a messenger RNA of Acanthopagrus latus (yellowfin seabream), 586 nucleotides long. Its product is annotated as putative protein TPRXL. Lineage: Eukaryota; Metazoa; Chordata; Actinopteri; Spariformes; Sparidae. The coding region runs from base 34 to 501 and encodes 155 amino acids. The record is from RefSeq and is a predicted model, not a curated record. The transcript has a single exon.